Messenger RNA from Pungitius pungitius (ninespine stickleback), 2094 nucleotides. RefSeq names its product C5a anaphylatoxin chemotactic receptor 1. The transcript has 4 exons. The record is from RefSeq and is a predicted model, not a curated record. Gene Ontology annotation, cellular component: plasma membrane. Gene Ontology annotation, biological process: complement receptor mediated signaling pathway; positive regulation of cytosolic calcium ion concentration; phospholipase C-activating G protein-coupled receptor signaling pathway. The coding region runs from base 149 to 1225 and encodes 358 amino acids. Gene Ontology annotation, molecular function: G protein-coupled receptor activity; complement component C5a receptor activity. NCBI's taxonomy places the organism in Eukaryota, Metazoa, Chordata, Actinopteri, Perciformes, Gasterosteidae.
UUCUUUCUUUAUCGCCUGCUCCAUUUCUCCCACACACAAGGCAAAUAAAGCAGGUAACUCAUGACUCCUCAACGUCUGGUUCAGUGAAGAUUCUAGAAGUGGCCGUGUGUGGAACCAGGGGCCACAGCAGCUUCAGCUCCUCAUCUCAAUGGCCGAUAUGAAUGGGACAAAGUCUCCAGUCAACUUGCUUCCAACCAGCGCGAGCAGCUCCAACAGCACCUGGCAGAACGACGCAGUCCUGGGAGUCCAAAUGGCCGUUACUUUGGCCAUCUUCCUGGUGGGCGUGCCCCUGAACGGGCUGGUGGUCUGGGCUCUCGGAUUGCGCCACAACCGCUACCUGAUGCGCAGAGGCAGCGGCGGGGAGACGCGCGCCGCCAGCAGCUUCCGCAUCUACGUCCUGAACCUGGCCCUGGCCGACCUGGUGCUGCUCGUGCGCAUCCCCCUGAUGUUGGGAUACGUGGGCAACAGGAACAGCUGGCCCUUCGGAAACAUCCUGUGCCACCUGACCAUGUUCCUGCGCGUGCUGGGCUUGUACGCCUCCGCCUUCCUCCUGUGCGCCGUGGCCCUGGAGCGAUGCCUGUGUCUGCUGAGGCCCGUGUGGGCUCGCCUGCGACGCCCCCCCUGGGCCGUCCCUCUGGCCUGCGGCGUCUUGUGGCUGAUGGCCACCGUCUUCUCUGCGCCGUACCUGUACCACGCCGUCCUGAACAACACGGCGGGGAGGUUGCAGUGCCAGGAGAGCGGCGAGUUCAACGUGGGGCUGUUCGUGACGGAGACCGUGGCGGGGUUCAUCUUGCCCCUGCUGGUGUUCUUGGGCAGCAACGUGGCCGUGUUGCUCAGCAUCAGGCACGCGGUGCCGCUGACGCCGACCUCCUCGGGCCCUUCCACGAGCCGCAGGAUGACCCGGAUGUACCACUUGAUGUUCCUCACCAUGCUCCUCUUCCUCACCUUCUGGGUGCCGUAUUUUGUCUGUCGGUUCCUGUGGGCCGUGGCUCAAGGCCGACCGGACCGGAAUGCGCUGUUUAAAGGAGCAUCGUUGGGCAAAUACAUUUCUCUGUACAUGGUGUACAUCAAGUGUGCUCUGAACCCGGUGCUUUACGUGUUUGCUGCGCGAGGAUUAGGCAGCGCGAUCCGGGCUUCGCUCGUCUCCACUAUUGAAAGGCUCUUCAACGACGACUCCUCAGAGUCCAUACGUAGGAAGUCCCUCAAGAACUCUCUGAAAAACUGACAAAUAUAAUCCAGAGAAAACAUCUGUUUUUAACGUUUAACUUGCGGAUUUUCAGUUUUCUUUUUCUUGUUAAAAACAAAUGCCUAGAAUGAUUUUGGAAAGAAAGUGAAAUCUCAUAAAUAUAACUUUUAGCUGGUUCAUCCAUUUGCUCAUAUUUUCCUAAAAAGUGAGCUGCGUUUAUGGAACAGAAAGACUUGAGUUACUGGAUUGCAAAGUUUAUGCUUUAGGCCACGGCCUUCCAAAUGUGUUCAAAAGCAAUUGCAAAAGCACAAAUAACUCAUAUUUCCACAUUUCUUAUAUGUAUAUCCUUGGCAUUAAAAGGUUUGAUUCCUGAUGAUGACACUAGGUCUUUCAGAGACAUCUUAUGUCCUGUGAUUUGUCAGACAGCCGCUACGAGUGAAACGUUGCACGACGAGGAAUGUGCGCCUCAACCAACCCUGAACCCGCCUUGGUUUCGCUACUGUCAGCCAAGAUAAAUGGAUUUAACUGUCGGUGAGAGUACAUGGCCAAAGAUGUGAGGAAUGCUGCUUCUGUUGCAACGCGCUAAAGGCCGGGACAUACUUGGGCAUCAAAGUGAAUUCAUGAAUCAUCUUGUCUGCUAACCCUAAUGGGCAAGGAGCACCCUCAUGGUAAUUAGCCAAUGCAAGUCUCCUUUACCCAGAGUAACCUUUUUCUUCCAAGCUGACGCACUGAAAGCCUUCAUGCACCAUCUCUGCUGUGUUCCGAGGAACGGGAUACGGAGUUUAUUUCUUAUCGGUGUCGCAGAUCCAUCGAUCUACGGCGCUCAUGAGGCCCAAACUAAACACGCCCUUGUCUAUGCAGCCGCCUCGUUCUGGUUGUACCGCACGUUAAUGAAUGUAUGUGUCGUA